CUAAAGCUGAAAACUCAAAGCAAAAUAAACCAUGAGGCUGUCCCUGAGUGUCCUGCUGGUCACUCUGGCUCUUGACUCCUAUGAGGCCAAUGCCACAGUCUGUCCAGACUUUGUAAAUAUUUCGAAGGGCUUCCUCUUUCAAGAUGCAGCUAGCUUCAAGACUACCAUUCAGGGAAAAUUUAACCCACCUCAAGGAGUCAUUGAGGACUAUCUGGAAGUGAAGAAAUGCACGGAUCGGAUCUCAGCAGGGAACAGAAAAAGAUUGGGAGAGGCAUUGGGGGAAAUUGUGUUGUCUUGUACAUAGCGGAUCAUAUAUCCUAGUAUCUCUGUCUACCAGUAUCUCUGUCUUCUGGAAAAUGUAAAGAUCUCAACAUCUUGCUUCAAUAAAUCAGUUUCCCUGCA
Neogale vison (American mink) is the source of this 402-nucleotide messenger RNA. RefSeq names its product secretoglobin family 1D member-like. The record is from RefSeq and is a predicted model, not a curated record. Lineage: Eukaryota; Metazoa; Chordata; Mammalia; Carnivora; Mustelidae. The coding region runs from base 32 to 304 and encodes 90 amino acids. The transcript is spliced from 3 exons.